AUGGCAUUGCCAACUAAGGAAGAUCAGCAUGCCUUGUGCCAAUUGAUUCUGUUGAAUGGCUUCCAAACAGAUCCCAAUCGACCAGGAGUUGAAAAAUUGGUUGGAUGUGCUGUCCAAUCCCAAUGGCUCUACACCCCCGCAUCGAAGAUUACCAGUGCAGAUCUGUCGGAGCCCACACUUGCAUCACCAGGAAAACUUUUCCUUGUCAAAGGUUGGAACAGGUGCCUUUGUGCUUUGGGCAUUCUCUACUGUUGCUAUGACACGGGCCUUCUGCUCCAGGAGGGCACCGUGUAUGCCACGGUUGUCAAGUCUGACAGCAACUUGGUGGUGAACACCAAUCGUGGUGACCAAGCUGCAAGUAAGUUGAGUAGUGAGGCACAUGAAAGUGUUUCAGCGUUUGCACAAGCGUGCAGUUUGGGGGAGAAAGAGUCAGCCGCAGCAGUCAACCUGUUGAAACACAUCCCCACGAACAUCAAGGAAGCUCUCACUGAGCUGGUUCGGUUUGAGCUUCGGCAUGCUGACUCGGACAUCCUGCAGAUGCUGGAAACUUCGGUCCCCCCAGCAGAUGUGGAACGGGUGAGUAUCUUCUUGCAGCCAUUGAAGAAGUACCAAUCCGAGGUGGAGAAGCAAACCAAUCUGCGAGCUGAGCAGCUUCUUGUCCGCACUGGUAGAAUUAUGGAUCCCUCAAAUUUUGAUCGCUGA
Messenger RNA from Cladocopium goreaui, 702 nucleotides. The record is from the annotation of a GenBank genome assembly. Lineage: Eukaryota; Dinophyceae; Suessiales; Symbiodiniaceae.